Messenger RNA from Solanum lycopersicum (tomato), 888 nucleotides. It is a transcript of the gene ARD, whose product is annotated as acireductone dioxygenase. The record is from RefSeq and is marked validated. Gene Ontology annotation, molecular function: acireductone dioxygenase [iron(II)-requiring] activity. Lineage: Eukaryota; Viridiplantae; Streptophyta; Magnoliopsida; Solanales; Solanaceae.
UUUUGUAGCUCUCUGAAAUUGAGAAAAAAAAAAUGGGUUCCAUUGCAAAGGAUCCAAGAGAGGAUGUCAUACAGGCAUGGUACAUGGAUGACAACGAUGAGGACCAGAGGCUUCCUCAUCACCGUGAGCCAAAGGAAUUUGUGUCUCUUGACAAGCUGGCUGAACUUGGAGUGCUCAGCUGGAGACUUGAUGCUGACAAUUAUGAGACUGAUGAGGAGUUGAAGAAAAUUCGGGAAGAUCGUGGAUAUUCAUACAUUGAUUUCUGUGAGGUUUGCCCUGAGAAACUACCGAAUUACGAGGAGAAAAUCAAGAACUUUUUUGAAGAACACCUGCACACCGACGAGGAGAUCCGUUACGCUGUUGCAGGAAGUGGUUACUUUGAUGUCCGCGAUGUGAAUGAGAGCUGGAUUCGCGUCUGGGUAAAGAAAGGUGGAAUGAUUGUUCUUCCUGCUGGAAUCUAUCACCGCUUCACGCUUGAUUCAAGCAACUACAUUAAGGCAAUGCGUCUCUUUGUUGGUGACCCAAUUUGGACUCCAUACAAUCGUCCACAUGAUCAUCUUCCCGCAAGGCAAGAAUAUGUUGAGACGUUUGUCAACGCAGAUGGCGCUGGUCGUGCUGUUAAUGCUGCUGCUUAAAUCAACUAUAGGAGAGGAAUUUGAAAUCGUACUAGAUUGUAAUAAAUAUUACCAUAUGGUGGCUUUGCUGUUCUUGAUGUGUGCCUUACUAAGCAUGUUUAAUGUUGUAUUGUGGCACUAAAUAAAUCACCCCCUAUGGGAGAUUGAUUGUUUAUAUGCAAGUGGAAUUUAUUAUGUGAUUUUAGGUGCUUUGUUCUUGUCAAGUAAUCCAAUAUUUCCUAUUUCUGCUUGUAAUUUAGUUGCAAUUUCUUUU